Messenger RNA from Triplophysa dalaica, 4282 nucleotides. RefSeq names its product centrosome and spindle pole associated protein 1b (gene cspp1b). The record is from RefSeq and is a predicted model, not a curated record. The transcript is spliced from 27 exons. Bases 924 to 3494 code for a protein of 856 amino acids. Gene Ontology annotation, cellular component: spindle pole; centrosome; microtubule. Gene Ontology annotation, biological process: positive regulation of cytokinesis. Lineage: Eukaryota; Metazoa; Chordata; Actinopteri; Cypriniformes; Nemacheilidae.
ACAUUAUAGUUUCUAAUGAACGUUUGUUAAAAUGUGUUUUUUUGUAAGACAAACUUUACCAGUUUUCACGUUCUUUGCACAUUGGAUGUUUUAUUCAUUUAUUACAUGACAUGACGAGUUGUGCUACGAUGUUAAAUUUGACAAAAACUACAAUAUCCACAACGCAAACAACGGGAAAGGUUGUGUUUUGUUUAUUAAGAGUUUUUAUGGGUAUAAACUGCAGCUGCGUCUGUUUUUUGAUAUGCUGGGUAACGAGAAAUGACAGAUUUCCUAUUUUAUCCGCAAAAAAAAACGGUUAAAUAUUACUUUUAAGUAUACAAUUAACAGUCAAUGUUGAGAUAAAAAUACAAUUUUAAUAUUGAGAGCUUUUUAACGAACGGACAAAAAUCUGUUUAUUAAGGAACAAACAUAAAAACAGUGAACAUUUUUAUUUUGUCAUUGUGAUGUAACCGCCAGAGGUUUCUAAUCCUGAGCGCCCUCUACCGCAUAAGAGCAGCCACUGCACCAGACUUGACGCAGAAGCCUAAUAGACUAAAAGUCUCCACAAAGAACCUGCAGACUGUUCUUCUUUCCUCUUAUCUCAUCCUUUACUGUCUCCAUACUCCCUUUCCUCUCUUCUCAUCUCCAUCCAUCCCGAUUGAGAUUUCAGACAUAACCGCCAUUCCUCUUCUGUUUAUCCAUAUGUUAUACACAUCAGCGGCAUCGAGAGGAAGAGAAAAGCGGGAUGAGAGGAAGUGGAAUGUAGGAAAGGAGGAAUAGCGGUGUUUUCUUUUUAUAGCCGACCGUGCAGUGUGACCUACCCAGUAGAGAUCUGUGAAAUCAGAUUUACAUUCAACAUAUUGAUCACUUAUAUUGAUCAGAUCAAAUGAUACAUUCGAGCCAUUUGUAUUAAUAAAUAACAUGUAAAGUUCACUAUAGCCGGUAUGGAGUCAUCGAAACUAAGUAACACUUCAGAAUCAGUUAAACGCGCACUUAAGCAUUGUGGUGGAGAAACGAUGGAUGAGGUUUUGGAGAAAUUUCUGGAAGACCAGAAGAUGAAGAUAGCAGAAGAGAAAGCCUGUCUGGAACAGGAUCCCCCAUACAUGGAGAUCAGGAGACGUAAAGACCAUGGUUUGCGGAAAGAGAACCAACGUCCAAUCACGAGUCAGCAAGAUGCAGUGAGUCUGCCGCUGGGAGAGGAAUAUGAAAGAAAGAAACACAGGCUACAGGAAGAGCUUAGGAAAGAUUACAGAAAGUACAUGGUGGAGAGAGAUCACUGGAGUGCUGGUGACAUUCACACGGUUCCAAGGAGAAGAAGAUUAUCCAAGACCGUCCGAAUGAGAGAUGUGGCCACCCUGACAGAGGUUUGCGGGCUGGGAUGGGGCGUGUGCAGUUCUGAGGAAGACUGCAGCGACGAAGAACUCAUACAUUUACAAGGGGGGCGACUUCAGAGAGAAAGAGACACCAGAACAGUAAAUAGAAGAAGAGGAGAAUUUUUCACAGAAACAAAUCAUCACACAAGCAAACUACAGCACAGAAACAGGAUGUCAGCACCUAUUGCAGCUCAAGCCAAUGAAAGAUCUGACUCCAUGGCCAGUCAGGACACAGUGUAUACCACAGGUCUCCUAAUAGGUGCAGCGGAUCAGGAAAUCUCACAGCAGAGAAGAAAGGAGCAUUAUAGACAUGAACUACAGGAGCAAAUCAUGGAGAAACAGAAGCACAUGAGGAGGGAGAAGGAACUGGACCUCAAGAUUUCAGUCACUGGAAUGAUGGAUUCAGAGAAGCAGCUCUUUGGAAGCGAGACGCCUGGCUACAGGAGGGUUGGUGAGACGGACAGAAUGCAUUCGAGAGAUGAAAUAAUUCGCCUGGACACCGCUGAGCCCCCUGAAGGUCUACUAAAGUACAGGUCAGAUCAACUGUCUCCACGCAGAGAGACUUUUUUACCUUCUCACCUGCCGGCCCUUGCAGAAGCCUACAGGAGAUCAAACCAUGAUGCUGAUAAUACACUGAGUCUCAGCACAGCCUAUGGGCCAAUAGCUGGAGUUUCUCUUCCAACAUCAUCAAGAGAGACACACCUGCUCAGUCCUCACAAUGAGCCCAGGAGAAGCGCUUGCAGAACGAGGUUUCUAGGGGAGAAUGAAGGUGUGGCUUCAGGUCUGCCCAUGUUUUCUAGGCAUCAGCCUAAGACAGACAGACACAGCUACAAAGUGGAGCUCCAAAAGCAGAUAGAGGAGCGGGCUGCACGGAAGAAGGCAGAGAAAGAAGAGAGACGGAGACAGGAGGCAGAGAUGGAAGCCGAGAUGAUAGCGUAUGAUCCCUGGGGAAGGGGCGGGGGCGGAGCUCCACUUAGAGACAGCACUGGAAAUCUGAUCACUGACCUGAAGCAGAUGCACGUUUUAAAUGCAACAGGAGCAGUACAAAGACAGGAGAGACCAGAUUUUGCCCAGCCAUGCUCGCCGGAGUUCACGAGAAGGAGUGUGUCCACCAAUCAGGUGCCGUCACCCCAACAGCUGGAGCAAGACCAAUACAAAGCUUACCUGAGACAUCAGGUGGAGGAGAAGCGCAGGAAGCAGAUGGAGGAAAGAGAGCAGCAGAGAGCAGAGGAGGAGAAGGAAGACAGAAGACUGGCAGAACAGAGAGAGAAAAUCAGAAGAGAAUAUGAAGAAGAACAGGAGGGCAGGAGGCGGAGAGAGAUGGAGCAAAAGCUGAAAAAUGAAGAACUCGCCCGUCUGGCAGAAGAACGACGAAAGGAAGCGGAGAAAAAGAAGAAGGAAGAAGAAGAAAGAGAGAAAGAAAGAGCCGCUCUUAAAAAACAAGAGGAGCAAGAGAGACGAAUACAGCAGCAGCAGGCUGAGCGCCAGUCAUCCCCUCCCAUCCCCACGCUACAGAAUAAACACUGCAACGCACCACAAGCUACGGAUUUUUCUCUCCCUCAGGCUCCGCCAUCUUCAGACAACAGAAACCACCUGAAAGCAGAGUGGGACAGAAAUGAGGUGGUUAAAGAGCUGUGUGCGUUAAGCAGACGUCUGCGCAGUGAGCAGCGGCGACUGGAGGAACAGCUCCUGGAGACAGACUGGGAUCAUUUACCCUCUCCCUUUACCGACAGAUGCAGAGCAGAUGUGUUUGAUAUGGCCCGCUUGCAUAUGCCUGUCCGAAGCCCAUCGUCUCGUGGCAUUGAACCAGUCUGCUUCAAGGAAAAUGAUGACAUCAUGUUCAGAGACGACCUUAUGCCUCUUUCAAGAACACAGCAGUCUAGGUACAGAGACGUUGAGGGCGGGCGAGGAUCUGUGCUUCUGUCAGAGAGUGAAUUUAUUGAUCACAACGGAGCUGUGUUCCCGGUUCCUCCUGAUGUUGAGAGGAAAUCCACUCGACUCUCAGCGCGGGAACGACGCCGAUUAGCCAAUUUUCAGUCUGCUACAGAAAAGCAGCAGCAGCAGUCAAUAAACAUGAAACUGCGAGACGCAAAAAAUGAAGCCACUACAGUACUUAACACAUCACAGCAGGUUCCCAUUUAAUCUUUACAUUUACAUUGUUGAUCUUUAAAUAUGUAUUGACCUAAAUUUAAUGUCAAAAGUAAAUAAUAAAGUGUUUAUAAUAUAUAACAGCAAUACAAUGACCAUGAUGAUGUAUAUGUAACCAUUCUGCAAUAACCCGAAUGAACCUUGGCUUACUCUGAUUUUACCAGAGCAAAGGUUUCUAAGAUCAUUUCUUAACUUUCGUGCUUCUUAUUGUUUACACUGCUCCAGUGCUUUUGGAUGUUGGAUCGGUUUUACAUUUACAAACAAUUAUGUUACGGAUGUGACAUGAUUGGCAGUCUUUGCAUCAUCUGCUUGUAAAAGGACUGAUGCUGAAAUUGUGCUGAAAUAGUUGUGCUGUUGUAGUAAUUGUGCUGAAAUAGUUGGAAAAUUAAUGCUAAUUCAUUAAUUAAAUGAAAAUGUUUUUAGGUUGCUGCUCUGACGAGGAAAAGGAUGAAGCUGGUCAAUGUGAUAAACGUUUCGACCUACAGUGUCCUGGAAGACCCAGCUCCAUAUACACCUACAGAGCAUUGGAUUAGAGCCGAAUCCUCAGAUACGCUCAGGACUGAUGUCAGGCUCUGAACUAUGGGUCAUUGGGAUUCACAUGCAAUACUUACAAAAGCACAAGCUCUAUUGUGACACAGUGAUAAUAUGAAGAACAUUUCAAGUAAAUUCACUACAGUGUUUGGUGAAUCCGCUAGUUGAUCUGUUUGCCAAAAUGCCUGAUGCUCUUUUUAACAAAAGGAAUGACAGAAAUGCUAUCUUAAAAUAAAUUGUAUAACCUUUUA